Molecule: messenger RNA, 3984 nt
Organism: Panicum virgatum (switchgrass)
Lineage: Eukaryota; Viridiplantae; Streptophyta; Magnoliopsida; Poales; Poaceae
Product: guanosine nucleotide diphosphate dissociation inhibitor 1-like
Exons: 16
Coding region: 2368-3609 (413 amino acids)
Biological process (GO): small GTPase-mediated signal transduction; protein transport; vesicle-mediated transport
Cellular component (GO): cytoplasm
Molecular function (GO): Rab GDP-dissociation inhibitor activity
Source: RefSeq, a predicted model, not a curated record
CAAAAGCGAUAAUCUCGCCCUUUCCUCCGCCAGCCUAUCGUUGCGCCUCGCCGUUCCGCCGCCGCUCGCACUCCGCUCUCGCUUCCCCUCGCGUCGCUAUCUCCUCCACUUCAUGCUUGCCGUUGCCGAGGACGCCGUCGCUCUGGCCUCCCCAUCGCGCUUGCCGUUGCCGAGGACGCCGUCGCACGCGUUGUACUCUGGUCGCCGUCGCGCUCGUCCACUUCCUCCGUGCGCCACGCCGCCGCCACCAGCCGUGCGCACUUGACCCCCCCCCCCCUCCCCACUCCAUCUACACGCCGUGUUGUUGUGGGGAAGGGUGAGGCGGGGUGGCGAUUUGGUCCAGCCAACGUCGAACACGACGAAUCGGCGAAAGGGGGUCGGCGGCCGUGCUCAGCUCGUGCAGGCCUCUUCGGCGGCGGCGCUCCCUAUCCCGACUCUGACACUAGCGUAACAGGGAUGGCCGUGGAGAUAUAGAAGAGAUGGAGUGGAGAGAAGUCAUUCGCCCCCAUGGAGCCAGAGUGCGCGCUAGCGACCUCAGAUCAGAUCCCUCGCUGCUGCUGCUGCAAGGAUAAGAUGGGCAAGGGACAAGGAUUGUUGAGUAAUUUUAUUAGCCUGUGAUUUCCUUUAAACUGUCCCAAUCUUGCAUCUCUGUUCAAGCACGAGCAUUCCUGAUGUAACCUCUUGCAUCACUCCAUUGGAGUGCAGAUUACUGAAUGCACAUCACGUUUGUUGCCGAAAUUGGUGUGCAGUUGCUAGAUUAAAGAUCCCUGAACACCAUCCUCCGGGUCUCCAAAAUCACAAUCUACCCACCAGGUGUUCGAUAGAAUGCUUGUAAGUGGUAGGAUACUAUUUGCUACUAAUAUUUCUUUCUCUGUCAAAGUAGCACUGUGGACUACCAGGGAUGAGAUGAAAGGAAGGUCAUACACAGGGUAGGAGAAGAGGAUGAUAUCAGAGAGGUGUCAAGGGAUGAGAUGGAAUUUUUCCUUGGUCAUGAGUUGUGGUUCACUGCUCUAGCACAAGAUGAGUGUGCAACUAACAAAUCUCAGUAGAUAAUUUGAGAUUAGCUUGCUACCUGGUGCCAUUUUGGGACAGUCACUACAGAAGGUUUUCUGUAGAAAGUUUUCUGGGAAUUCUGGGAAUUGGAGGUGGUUCUAAGUGCUAUUGCACUUGAUAUGCUAGAAGGUUUGGAGUUCUGUUGGUGUCGAGGCAUCCCUAUUUUUUAUAAUAUAGUUACAUCCCUGUUUGAAUGGAAGCAAGAUCUUGUUGAUGAGUUAUUAGAACCUACAACUCACAUCCUCAAACAUAUUUCAAGUAGAGAAGAGCUUUUCAAGGAUAAGGUGAGUCACUCUGUUUCUCUGGAUGCUUUUUAAGUGAGAUUCUUUUGAGUUUUAGAUAUCGAUAGAUAAGCUUAGUACUUUCAUGGUAAAUGUAAUGUAUUAUUUGCCUACACUGAAUAGUGUUAGAUCAGUUGCAAAGCAAAAUGAAUGCUGAUCCUUUGAGAAUAUGUAGAAUUGUAUUUCCACUAUACUCUUUUUUUUUUGGGCUAUGAGGAUCUCUUAUAUCCAUUUCUUCUGAAUUAUGGCAAUUUUGUAUUUUUACUUCCUACCUUCAAAUGUAGAUGGAUUCUCACUUCUGAGGAGGUCGUAACUUUCACAAUUCAUGUGCUAUUUUGGCUCAUUACCCUUCCCUGCAGUUGUUGGGCGUAACUUUCACUAGCUCUGCCCUUGCUAUUUGUUAAUGGAUAAAAGUUAUGGGACUUCAGGUUAUCUCUUUGAUCUGUCAUCUGUGAAAUUUUGUUCUGCUAACUGCUUUGCUUCAGAGUUCAUUUCGCUAACAAUUUAGAGAAGUCUUCAAUAUGUAGCCAGUAAAAGAUGACAGCACGCCUUUAAAUUUUGAUGAUUUCAUCUCAGUAGCAGACCUCUUUUUUAGGCAGGUUUCUGUUUCAACUCAGCUGCACUGGCGACGGCGCAACCGCCCUUCACCAGGCUUGACUUCUGGAGAUCCUAGAUCCCCGUCCACCUCCGCUUGCUGCUUCUCUGCACCGGCAUCUCCAGGACCACCGUACAGCAAUGGAUGGAGAUAUAUAUUGGGAUCGAUAUCGUGUGGCACAGCGUCAUCUUCGACGGAGGCAAUGAAAUAGAAGGAAGAAAAAUCCUUUAUAAUUAUUGGAAAGACAAUGGAUCAAAGCAUGAAGGAUGCAUCCUCGACAACAAAUACAAGUUGUGGCGCCACGUGGAGAACUGAUAUGAGAAGCCACGUAGCAGAGCUGGAGUCUAUUUCUCUACAUGAUUGUUUCAUGCUGUUGAUAGACAAUUAGAGCCAUGCUAAGUGGUGAUCCUUUGGACUUUGUCAUAUUCGGUUCUACACAUGGACAGAAAUGACUACUACGGAGGAGAUUCCACCUCCCUAAACCUGAACCAGCUCUGGAAGAGGUUUAGGGGGGAAGAGAAGCCACCGGCCCAUCUAGGUUCAAGCAAAGAUUACAACGUAGACAUGGUUCCAAAGUUUAUGAUGGCAAAUGGAACUUUGGUUCGUACUCUCAUUCAUACUGAUGUGACAAAGUAUUUGUCAUUCAAAGCUGUUGAUGGAAGCUAUGUCUUCAGCAAAGGGAAGAUUCACAAGGUUCCUGCCACUGACAUGGAGGCUCUAAAAUCUCCUUUGAUGGGUAUAUUUGAGAAACGUAGAGCAAGGAACUUUUUCGUUUAUGUCCAAAAUUACAAUGAAGCUGAUCCAGUAACACAUCAGGGGUUGGACCUCACAAGGAUUACAACUAGAGAAUUGAUUUCGAAACAUGGACUGAGUGAUGACACUGUGGAUUUUAUUGGCCAUGCACUUGCUCUUCACAGGGAUGAUCGUUACCUAAAUGAACCAGCCCUUGAUACUGUAAAACGGAUGAAGCUUUAUGCUGAGUCUCUUGCACGCUUCCAAGGAGGUUCGCCUUAUAUUUAUCCAUUAUAUGGGUUGGGUGAGUUGCCACAGGCUUUUGCACGUCUAAGUGCUGUUUAUGGUGGUACUUAUAUGUUAAAUAAGCCAGAGUGCAAGGUUGAAUUUGAUAUGGAAGGGAAAGCAUGUGGUGUUACUUCAGAAGGUGAAACGGCUAAAUGCAAAAAGGUUGUCUGCGAUCCUUCUUACUUGCCUAACAAGGUAAGGAAGAUUGGAAAAGUUGCACGUGCAAUCGCUAUUAUGAGCCACCCAAUUCCAAACACAAAUGAUUCUCACUCAGUUCAGAUUAUUUUGCCGCAGAAGCAACUUGGGCGCAAGUCAGACAUGUAUGUUUUCUGUUGUUCGUACACACACAAUGUUGCGCCAAAAGGGAAUUUCAUUGCAUUUGUGUCUGCGGAAGCUGAGACCGAUAAUCCUCAGUCUGAGCUCAGGCCUGGAAUUGAUCUACUUGGUCAAGUAGAUGAGCUGUUUUUUGAUAUGUAUGACAGAUAUGAACCUGUCAAUGAGCCAUCUCUUGAUAAUUGCUUUGUCUCAACGAGUUAUGAUGCUACUACACACUUUGAGACAACUGUGACAGAUGUUCUCAGUAUGUACACAGCGAUUACCGGAAAAACUGUUGAUCUCAGCGUUGACCUGAGUGCUGCCAGCGCUGCUGAAGAAUACUAGAGAUCUUUGCAUUUACUCAUGACAUCAUACUUUUUAAGAACAGCGCUAGACAGGCCUUGCGCCCUUACCCUGUGAUUCGCAAAGUUACUUCAGCUCCACCAUUGUGGUGUUCGGAUCCAUGCUUGCAGCAGCAGCAGCAUUGUGCAAAGUUGUUAGCUAGAUGAUAAUGGUGGUUCUUUUGUUACUUACAUGAUGAUCGAAUGGCUGUAAUCUUUAAACUGUGCUCGCUUUGCUAGAACUCUUCAUACUCGUCAGUGGUGUAUGUGUAUCAUAAUCACUUUAUAGCUAUGCAUCUCUGUCUCUUUCCCGUAGCUUCAUGCCCCAACAGUGGUUCACGGGAGAGCCAAAGCAUGUUAACUUGUGUGCCGUUCUAUA